Messenger RNA from Drosophila willistoni, 1702 nucleotides. RefSeq names its product esterase-5B. The record is from RefSeq and is a predicted model, not a curated record. The coding region runs from base 20 to 1672 and encodes 550 amino acids. The transcript is spliced from 2 exons. NCBI's taxonomy places the organism in Eukaryota, Metazoa, Arthropoda, Insecta, Diptera, Drosophilidae.
GAUUAGAGCGAGCCACAACAUGUGCAAUAACUAUUCGAGAUCGCUGAUUGGAGUCCUUUUGGUAUGCCUUUGGCAUCAAGCAACUACUUCGGAUGAUUCCAUAAUUGUGGAUUUGCCUGAAUAUGGUAAAGUUCAGGGACGCGAUAAUGGUUUUUAUUUGAGCUUUGAAUCCAUACCGUAUGCCGAGCCACCUGUUGGCAAUUUACGUUUUGAGCCACCUCAACCCUUUGGGGGGCAAUGGAAGGAUCGGGCGGAACCAUUUGAUGCAACUCAGCCGCCAAAUCUAUGCAUGCAAUGGAAUCAAUUCACUGCAGGCGAUGACAAGCUGGUUGGCGAUGAAGAUUGCCUUAAGGUUAGUAUCUACAAGCCAAAGAACGCCAGUCGGAAUACGUUUCCCGUUGUUGCCCACAUACAUGGCGGAGCCUUUAUGUUUGGUGGAGCUGACCAAAACGGUCAUGACCAUGUAAUGCGCUCUGGCCAAGUUAUUUUGGUUAAGAUCAGCUAUCGCCUUGGCCCGUUAGGUUUCAUAAGUGCAGAGGACAAGGAUUUGUCAGGCAAUUAUGGACUGAAGGAUCAACACUUGGCUCUCAAAUGGAUUAAGCAGAACAUAGUUCAUUUUGGUGGCGAGCCAGAAAAUGUAUUAGUGCUGGGUCAUUCGGCUGGAGGAGCCGCGGUUCAUUUGCAAAUGCUGAGGGAGGAUUUCCAGCAAGUGGCCAAGGUGGCCAUGUCCUUUAGUGGCACCGCUCUGGACCCUUGGGUGAUCCUAAAAGGCAGCCGUGGACGUGCCUUCGAACUGGGACGAUAUUUGGGCUGUGGCACUUCCCUGACAUCACUGAACCUAAAGGAAUGUCUGAAAACGAAAGAUGCUCAGCAGAUUGUGAGUGCAGUAAGGCAUUUUCUCAUAUUCAACUAUGUGCCAUUUACUCCUUUUGGUCCCGUCGUCGAGCCUGAUAUAGAUGGAGCCUUCCUUACCGAGUCGCCCACUGAGAUCAUUAAGAGUGGCAAAUAUGCUCAUGUACCUUGGAUGGUCUCCUAUGUGACGGAAGAUGGUGGCUACAAUGCUGCCCUGCUAAUCGAAAAGAGACCCCCAUUCGGGCGGCAACUGUUGGACGAGCUGAAUGAUCGCUGGUUCGACUGGGCACCCUAUCUGUUGUUCUAUCGCGACACCAUAGAGACAAUCGAGCACAUGGAUCAAUAUUCCUGGACCCUAAGAGACAAAUAUCUUGGCAAUCAGAAAUUCAGCCUGGAUACAUAUUUGCCAUUGCAGCAAAUGUUUACCGAUGUGUUAUUUAAGAAUCAGACACAAACAGCUGUCGAUCUUCAUCGCAAGUCCAGCCAAAGUCCUGUUUAUGCCUAUGUCUACGACAAUCCAGCCGAAAAGGGCAUUGGCCAAAUUCUGUCUCAACGUAGUGACAUUCACUUUGGCACUGUCCAUGGCGAUGACUAUUUCCUGAUCUUUGAGAAUGUUGCACGAGAGGCUCAAUUGCGUUCAGAUGAGAAAACCAUAUCCCAAAACUUUAUCAAUAUGUUAAUUGAUUUUGUUCAGAGCCCAAAUGGAUCUCUAUCGUUUGGGGAUUGCCACUUCCAAAACAAUGUGGGAAGUGAUAAAUUCCAAUUGCUAUCAAUUAAUCGUAAUGGUUGCUUAAACGAACAAUACGAUGAAUUUCCCUAAACAGAAAAUAAAUUAAAUCUCAUAAUGCAA